Messenger RNA from Rhipicephalus sanguineus (brown dog tick), 1698 nucleotides. RefSeq lists its product as uncharacterized. Bases 330 to 1001 code for a protein of 223 amino acids. The record is from RefSeq and is a predicted model, not a curated record. The transcript is spliced from 4 exons. Lineage: Eukaryota; Metazoa; Arthropoda; Arachnida; Ixodida; Ixodidae.
CAACUACUUGUUGCGAGGCGAUCGCAAGCAUGACGAACGUAACAUUCCUCCAAAUUUCGGGCAUGUGUUUCACCAGAGAAGUGGUGCGUAUUAUUGGUAGCUACGUGGAGCAGGCCACUUCGCUCACUCAUCUGGAGUUACUCAACAUUUUGGUGUCCUGGUUGAGCUGGAGCUGUCUCAGUGCGGCCUGGGUGAAGUGUUCGCGUCGCGGGCCGCGGAGAGACUACUCCACGACAGGCGGCUGCGUAUUCUCAACGUGGAAAAUAACGAUUUCUCAGUCAACUCAAUUAAGAGCAUGGUAGAAGUCCUACAGGCACUUGGUGCUGAGCAUGGCUUUCUUUCCCGACGCUGACGUGUUCAACGUGUUUCGGGCCCUCGAAAGCAACCGGACCAUCUUUAUAAUGGUCUUCAAUGCCAUCACUUUCGGCGAAAGAAAUGCCAAGGCGCUGGGGCGAUUGGUCGAACGCAACCGAACGUUCAAUUCUCUCAUCCUCGAUCUUAACCACAGUGAGCCCUGCGUCGACCGCAUGGUUCAGUUCCGCAAUAUCUGCCGGGAACUCAAGGAGGCGCUUCGUCGAAACCGCUUCAUUGCGCACAUAAACAUAAACUUAGGCAAUUCUGAUCUCUCCAACGACCCUGCCAUCAAGGAGGCUAUCAGGCGAAACUCGGCGCUCAUCAACCAAGCCAUCCGGUUCGUCAAUGGCUCCAUGGACAAGACUGACGCCCUGGCUUUCGAGACCCUGCAGCAUUGUCGGUCGGUGUCAAUAAGGAUGCACUCGCAUGGUGGAAUUUCCCUCGAGUCAGCGCUCCAGAAGGUCGCCGAGGCGCGCGAAAGGCUCGCUUUGAACUACUUCGUCCUCGCGGGCGUCGUCAAAGCCAAACUUGUGUGCCAGAUGACUCGCAAGGAGGAGAAGAAAAUGACCUUGCUCGACAAAAUCGGCCGAGUAAUGCAGGCGCGCAUCUGCUCCUACCUCAGCUUGACCGACGUGGUGGACAUCUGAGGGUCCACACUUUCCGUUUCGUGCCUCAAUCCUCCAUCAAAUGAGAAUGACUUUACCGUACGUCAGCGCGCGCGCAAUGUAAAAACAUUAUCGAAUCAGGUUCUAAAGAAACUGCCACAUCAGAAACCGUCAUACCCUGAGCACUUUUUAAUUGGUGACAGUUACAUCAAGCGAUGUGUUUUAAUGGACCAAUUAAGAAACUACAUAUUAUUGACCGAUGCUCUCGCAUUUUAUCAGCCUUUUUCGCCAUACCACAAUUGCAUAUUUAUGCACAUCAUAUCAACCGGCUGGACUUCCGAACGUGACGCAUUCUUUACGGUGGUACAUUUCAUUUUUAUUAAUUUCUUUUUUAGCACCACCGUAUAUCAUAUCUUUGCCACGUAACAUAGGAAAAAUGGCGCAGCUUCAAUUUCUACACCACAGCACGUGGACGGAACACAAGCACACAUGCUUUUCAUAACGGUUUUUGUUGAGAAAAUGCUAAGCUGCCUCGCAAUACGAUGUGGCGAAUUUUGUGAAACUGAUUGGAGUUGUAGGAAUACCUCGAAGCUUUCAAAGUAUUUCUGAACUGUUUUGCUUUUGCUUUGUUAAAAAGCACAUUGUCGCAAAGUGUCAUCCUAUCUGAACGCAAGCGUUUGUGUGCUACUAAGUACUGCAAGUAAUGCCGCUGUUGGUGUGUAUGAAAGUAAAGUCAGCA